Messenger RNA from Pectinophora gossypiella (pink bollworm), 702 nucleotides. It is a transcript of the gene MHF1, whose product is annotated as centromere protein S-like. NCBI's taxonomy places the organism in Eukaryota, Metazoa, Arthropoda, Insecta, Lepidoptera, Gelechiidae. Gene Ontology annotation, biological process: replication fork processing; resolution of meiotic recombination intermediates. The record is from RefSeq and is a predicted model, not a curated record. Gene Ontology annotation, molecular function: chromatin binding; protein heterodimerization activity. The coding region runs from base 147 to 650 and encodes 167 amino acids. Gene Ontology annotation, cellular component: FANCM-MHF complex; Fanconi anaemia nuclear complex. The transcript has 4 exons.
UCAAAAUUGCGGUUAUGUUGUCGGUUUCUUGUAUUGUAUUAUUUUUGUUUUAAGUUGAAACGUAAUGUACAAUUAAUGAUUCUUGUAAAAAAUAUACAUUAUUAUUAUUGUUAAAGACUAAAUUGUAUCAAACUUAAAAGUACAGGAUGACAAACUUUGAAAAGUUAACAAACCCGCAGAAAGUUCGCGCGGCCUUGCAUCGUGAUGUUCGGGCGAUUGCUUCAGAGACUUGCCAUUUCUUAGGACUUGAAGUCACUAAACCAGCGAUGGAAAUAAUAGCAGAACUUGUUUAUAAGAAGAUAUCAGUGUAUGCUACAGAUAUAGAAGCAUUUGCAAAACAUGCGAAACGAACAACUAUUAAUGCGGAGGAUGUAAAAUUAUUGGCACGAAGAAAUCCUUCUUUGCUGGCCCAUCUAAACACGACAGCACCAACCAACCCAGUAGCACCAAAACGAAGGAAAACAGCAGUGAAACCUCAAGAAACCCCGGCUAAGAACAAAGAUGAUUCCGAUAAAAAUAAAGAAACUACAAGAAUAUCUGAUAAUAAAGAAGUGGAACAACACAAAAAGAAAGUUCAUCAAGAAAAUAAAAUAGAUGACUUUGUUGAUAACAUGAUUUUGGAUACUACUAUUGAUUUAACAUUUGAUUGAAGAAAACGAUUGACUGAUUGUAAUAUUGUCGUAAGUAAAAACAGUUUUUUUU